GCCCCUUUAACACAGAUUUAAAAUCACAUACGCUAUUGGCUGUAUUGACAACAGCCUUGAUACGUGAUUUAAACUGAAAUUGACUGACUAAUUGAAGUAUGUUUGUAAUAUCUCAGAGAUUGUCAUCGUCAUCAAGUUCAUUCUAAGUAACACCGUCAUUAUUAUUAUUACCACAUUCAAUUAUUGAUUUCUAAAUGUCUGGAUUUUAUAAAAAAGAGACGAUUACAAAUCCUCAACCUAGCGGACGUAAAACAGUUGAUAUAUGCGAUUUAAUCAUUGACUAUGUGACCCAAUUUCCACUAGCUAAAGAUAUUAAAUCACGAAUUAACUUAGAUGAUAUCCAACUAACUGACAUCGACUUUACACGUUUACAAAUUAUUCAUAAAGAAACGGAAUACUUGACUUCAUCAAAUUUAAUAAAUGGAGAUUUAGAACAGAAUUCGACAGUAGCACUAUCACAACCACCGUCGACCACGACAACAACAGUCUUGGCGCCAACAGUAAAAAAGAAUCUCAAAAGUCAUGUCCUCUUUUCAUCUGUAUUUACAAAUAAUACAAGUGAAACACAAACGAAUCACUUGAGAACAGAACGUCGUACAAGUUCAUCUUGUCGGUUAAGUUUACAAAAAGCUGUUGUCAAAGGUGGUAAUAUAAAUCUACAAAUUGGACCACCAAGUAUGUCUGUACAAGCUAAUGGUGGUUUUCGACGUGAAGUCACUAUGUCCAAGGAUAUUGAACAGGUAUUUGAAGAAGAACUUAUCUGGACGUUGGAUACAGAAAUAGUUGUCCCCCCAGGAUAUCGUACACGUGCUGAAUUAGUCAUCACUGAAGAUGAAUACAAUGGGAAAUUUCAAGUGGAAACAGUCUUUGAAGGUACAAUCUCUGUUAAAUUACGUGAUAAAAAAGACGGUUCAAUUGUAUCUGUUGUGGUGAUAAACGACUUGAGCAAAGUCUUCAUUUCAAAGCAUGGCUUUUAUCAAGUUCCAAAUUCUACCGGUUCUGUCAGUUUCAUUAAUGAAGGUUCAUGUCAUUGUCAUUUUGGUAUUGGACAACGUGUUGAAUUACACGAAGAGAAAAUUUAAUCAUGUCAAAUAUCUCUCUCUCAUUUUUUGUUGCUUCAUUAUAUAUACUACUGUUAUCAGCAAUAUAAGUAACGAAAGUAUUGUUUCGAAAAAAAAUCAACCACUUUCUAAAGAAAAUUGUAUUUUCUUUGUCUACUCUAUUUAUUUCUCAUAUGGCUAUGAUAAUAUAAAAAUCACUUAUUAGAA
Molecule: messenger RNA, 1268 nt
Organism: Trichobilharzia regenti
Lineage: Eukaryota; Metazoa; Platyhelminthes; Trematoda; Strigeidida; Schistosomatidae
Source: the annotation of a GenBank genome assembly